UUGUCAGGUCGUUUCUCUAUAAAUGUAUAACACAGGCUAAUGUUUUCAUAUAACGACCGGAUCAGGAGAAAUGACAACUGUUCGCAUUUCAACUCGCUACCACCUUCUUUUACUGUUCCUUGUCAUGAUAACAGAAACACGAUCGGAAGAUUUCAUUUCAACAUAUUUUCAAGCCGUAAAUGACGUUGAUGUUGUUGGCCAUACGGACACGUGGACGAGACAGGAACAGCUGAUCAGGAACAGGACGAGAUGUACCUCCCUGUGUGUAGCGAGUGCGUGUGAGUGCGCGUCCUUUACGUACGACGGGGCGACUGGUACCUGUUAUAUGUUCACUAAGACAGUGAGCAGCGGCGGCGGGUCCGGAAAAGGUGCAAACAAACUCACAGAAUGUGUAGUGCCAAGGGUUAUAGAACAUUCCAUUCUUACUGACUACACGGGGUGCAAUGCCACCUACGACUGUGUGUUCGGAUACAAUGCAACUGAUCACAACGUCCUAACCUGUCAGGCAAACGAGACCUGGGCUCCCAGCGGGUUUUCCUGUGCUGAAAUACCGUGCCCGGAUCCAGCAGAGCUUGCAAAUGGUAUUCCAACGGUGACGACAUUGCAAGUAGGAGGUGUCGCCACCUAUACCUGUCUGUCGGGUUAUAUAAACAGGGGAGGAGUCGGGGACACGCUUACCUGUCAAUUAGGAGGCACGUGGCUAGGAGUCAUCGACAUGAUAUGCAAGCCUAUAGUUAUUCGGUACACGUUCUACUGGACAACUGCUGAUGUCCUGUUCGCCGGCACAGAUGCAAUAGUCUGGGUACGGAUGUACGGGGCCUACGGGACGCAACAAGUCACCAUGCCUUCAAAUAUGUUAUUUGAGAGAGGAAUAUCGGAAUCAAACUUGACGCUAUAG
Mizuhopecten yessoensis (Yesso scallop) is the source of this 898-nucleotide messenger RNA. Its product is annotated as sushi, von Willebrand factor type A, EGF and pentraxin domain-containing protein 1-like. NCBI's taxonomy places the organism in Eukaryota, Metazoa, Mollusca, Bivalvia, Pectinida, Pectinidae. The record is from RefSeq and is a predicted model, not a curated record. Gene Ontology annotation, molecular function: protein binding. Bases 71 to 898 code for a protein of 275 amino acids. The transcript is spliced from 6 exons.